AUGCGCUUCCAAACCACCCUUCUACCCCUAACCGGCCUUCUCACCCUCACAUCCGCCCAUUUCGAUCUCCUGCAACCCCCUUCCCGUGGCAGCAACCAUGAUAAAAGCACCCAAUACCCAUGCUCCGGGCUGCCCCCCUCCAAAAACCGCACCCAAGUCGCCCUCUCAGGCCCAGAGAUCUCCAUCGCCCUGAAGAUGGGCCACGACCGCAGCGCCGUCCAGGUCCUGCUGGCCCUUGGGUCGGAUCCAGGCACGAACUUUAACAUCACAUUGGUUCCGACGUUCGGACAGACAGGCCUGGGUGAUUUCUGUCUCCCCACCGUGAAAAUUAGCGAGAAGACGCUCGGGAGGAAAUUAUCGGAGGGCCUGGAGGCGACGUUGCAGGUUGUGACGAAUGGGGAUCCAUCUGGGGGUUUGUAUAACUGCGCAGACAUUGUAUUCACCUCAAAAGUCACUGCUUCCGCUCCUUCUAAUUCCUGCAAGAACGGAACUGGCGUCAGCGCCACGGACUUCUCUGGCUCCGCUCGCAGCCGCAACGCGAAUGAGUCCACAGCAAAUGGACAGCCGCAAAGGAGCGGAUCCGGAGAUGGCAAUCAGAAGAAGCCCAAGGGUGCUGCUGCAUCUGUGCAAGCUGCUACGUGGGGAGUUUUCGGUGCGGCGAUUUUGGGAGCAGCUGCGCUUCUCUAG
Paracoccidioides brasiliensis Pb18 is the source of this 687-nucleotide messenger RNA. RefSeq lists its product as uncharacterized. The record is from RefSeq and is a predicted model, not a curated record. The transcript is spliced from 2 exons. The coding region runs from base 1 to 687 and encodes 228 amino acids.